Rhizophagus irregularis DAOM 181602=DAOM 197198 is the source of this 1196-nucleotide messenger RNA. RefSeq lists its product as uncharacterized. Gene Ontology annotation, molecular function: ATP hydrolysis activity; ATP binding. The record is from RefSeq and is a predicted model, not a curated record. Lineage: Eukaryota; Fungi; Glomeromycota; Glomeromycetes; Glomerales; Glomeraceae.
GGUACCUUAACAGUUAAUAACAAUUACAUUAUAUAACUAGACUCGCAUUUUCUAUGACUCGUAUUCCUAAUAUUCUUCAAAAACUAUCUUGUUAGGAUAUGUCUAAUAACGAAGAAUUGGCAAUUGAUGUUGAAGACCUCACCUUCAACUUCGGCGAAUCUCCAGUUUUGGAGAACGUAACUUUUAAAUUGCAGAAAGGAGCACGUUGUUUAUUAGUUGGUGCUAAUGGAGCCGGGAAAUCCACUUUAUUGACGAUAUUGGCGGGAAAGAGAAUGGUUCAAGAUAAAGUCUUAGUUUUGGGAAUGGAUGCUUUUAAAGAUUCUCCACUUGGCGUCACUUAUCUCGGUACCGAAUGGGCAAAUAACCCUGUUGUUAAGGGUGACGUUUUAGUCUCUACCCUUAUAUCCAACAUGAAAGGUGGUAUAUAUCCCGAAAGAGUAAAAGAAUUAAUUCAAAUAAUGGACAUUAAUCCAAAAUGGCGUAUGCACCAAAUAUCCGACGGAGAAAGGCGUAGAGUGCAGCUUGUUUUAGGAUUAAUUAAACCCUGGACUUUAUUACUCAUGGAUGAAAUUACUGUUGAUUUGGAUGUAUUGGUGCGUUCAGAUUUAUUGGAAUUCUUAAAAAAAGAAACCGAAGAGAGGAAUGCUACUUUAUUAUAUGCAACUCAUAUUUUUGAUGGACUUGGAGACUGGCCUACUCACAUAACUCAUAUAAAACGUGGAAAAAUCGUAGCAUCCCACGAUUUUCAUAAUAACUUUCCGGAAUUGGACAAUAUGAUGACCCAACAGCUUCUAAUCAAUAAGCAACAAUUGACAAACCGACAAUUAUAUAGAAAUAUGGGUUCACCACUUUUAAAAGUUGUUGAACAAUGGUUAAGAGAAGAUUUAAGAGAACUUAGAUUGCUUCAAGCUGAAGAAAGAAAAAAGGCCGAACAAGAAAGAGACAAAGUUUUGUUAGGAGAAGAAAAACCAAAGACCAAAUGGGACAUUUUAUCGGAUAAUGUGGAUAAAUAUGGCGAUAAAUAUUAUAAUUAUUGGGAUCAUUAAUUUUAUUAUACAUAUUUUAUAUUUAUUUAUAUAUAUACACCUUAUAUUUCUAUUUUUUGUAUCUUAUAUUAAUAAUAAGUAAUGUAAAGAUAGAAUGGCUAUUCAAUAUUCGUCCUUAUUUUAGGUUGUACGAUGUACCAAAUAAAAUGA